Molecule: messenger RNA, 1988 nt
Organism: Microtus oregoni (creeping vole)
Lineage: Eukaryota; Metazoa; Chordata; Mammalia; Rodentia; Cricetidae
Gene: Nectin4
Product: nectin cell adhesion molecule 4
Exons: 9
Coding region: 240-1766 (508 amino acids)
Biological process (GO): homophilic cell-cell adhesion; heterophilic cell-cell adhesion; symbiont entry into host cell
Cellular component (GO): adherens junction
Source: RefSeq, a predicted model, not a curated record
AGCUCUGGGGGAGCUCAGGGCUCCCGAUCACGGCUUCUUGGGGGUAGCCACGGCUGGGUGGGUAGAACUGGGGCCUGGGUCCCCUAGUGGAGACCCAAGUGGGAUAGGCAGGCACGUUAGUGCCUGGGGACUCCGUGACUUCCUGCCUUCUGGGUCAGAGCUUUACACAGCUCCAGAACCGGCUCCCAGGGAGAACUCCGUGGAACUCAGAAUCACUGGCCAGGUCUGCCUUUCAGCCAAUGCCCCUGUCCCUGGGAGCCGAGAUGUGGGGCCUUGAAGCCUGGCUGCUGCUGUUGUUCCUGGCAUCGUUUACAGGCCGAUGCCCGGCGGGUGAGCUGGAGACCUCGGACUUAGUGACGGUGGUGCUGGGCCAGGACGCAAAAUUGCCCUGCUUCUACCGAGGGGAUCCUGACGAGCAGGUGGGGCAAGUGGCGUGGGCUCGGGUGGACCCAAACGAGGGCACCCGGGAGCUGGCCCUACUGCACUCCAAAUAUGGGCUUCAUGUGAGCCCCGCCUAUGAGGACCGCGUGGAGCAACCACCGCCCCCACGAGACCCUCUGGACGGCUCCGUGCUCCUGCGCAACGCUGUGCAAGCAGAUGAGGGCGAGUACGAGUGCAGAGUCAGCACUUUCCCCGCCGGCAGCUUCCAGGCACGGAUGCGGCUCCGCGUUCUGGUGCCUCCCCUGCCUUCACUGAAUCCUGGUCCACCACUAGAAGAGGGCCAGGGCCUGACGCUGGCAGCCUCUUGCACUGCCGAGGGCAGCCCAGCUCCCACCGUGACCUGGGACACAGAAGUCAAAGGUACUCAGGCCAGCCGCUCCUUCAAGCACUCCCGCUCAGCUGCCGUCACGUCAGAGUUCCACCUGGUGCCUAGCCGAAGCAUGAAUGGGCAGCCACUUACCUGUGUGGUGUCUCACCCUGGCCUGCUCCAGGACCAGAGAAUCACCCACACCCUCCAAGUGGCCUUCCUUGCAGAGGCCUCUGUGAGGGGCCUUGAGGACCAAAACUUGUGGCAUGUUGGCCGAGAAGGAGCUACACUCAAGUGCCUGAGUGAAGGACAGCCCCCUCCCUCAUUCAACUGGACGCGGCUGGAUGGACCUCUGCCUAGCGGGGUGCGAGUGAAGGGGGACACUCUGGGCUUUCCCCCACUGACCACUGAGCACAGUGGCAUCUACGUCUGCCAUGUCAGCAAUGAACUUUCUUCGAGGGACUCUCAGGUCACCGUGGAGGUUCUUGACCCUCAAGAUUCAGGAAAGCAAGUGGACCUAGUGUCGGCCUCAGUGGUGGUAGUGGGCGUGAUUGCUGCAUUCUUGUUCUGCCUCCUGGUGGUGGUGGUGGUACUCAUGUCCCGGUAUCACCGACGGAAAGCACAGCAGAUGACCCAGAAAUAUGAGGAGGAACUGACUCUGACCAGGGAGAACUCCAUCCGAAGGCUGCAUUCUCAUCAUACAGACCCCAGGAGCCAGCCGGAGGAGAGUGUAGGGCUGAGAGCGGAGGGCCACCCCGAUAGUCUCAAGGACAACAGUAGCUGCUCUGUGAUGAGUGAAGAGCCAGAGGGCCGUAGCUACUCCACGUUGACCACAGUGAGGGAGAUUGAAACACAGACUGAACUACUGUCUCCGGGCUCUGGGCGGACAGAAGAGGAGGAGGAUCAGGAUGAAGGCAUCAAACAGGCCAUGAACCAUUUUGUUCAGGAGAAUGGGACCCUGAGGGCCAAACCCACAGGCAAUGGCAUCUACAUCAACGGGCGAGGGCACCUGGUCUGACCCAGGCCAGCCUCCCUCCCUAGGCCUGGUUUCUUCUGCUUCCAUGGGGGAUUUCAACUCUUCUUAGGGGAACCCUCCUUAAAAGCCUGCAUUUCUUUAGGAAGAUACUUCCCACCCCACUGACUGCUCCACUUUUACCUCCAAUCCUGGUCAUCAGGAGGGCUCCACUGAUUGAGUGUCUCCUAUUUGUGUGUGUGUGUGUGUGUGCGUGUGUGUGUGCGU